Messenger RNA from Oncorhynchus gorbuscha (pink salmon), 3973 nucleotides. RefSeq names its product E3 ubiquitin-protein ligase RNF217-like. The transcript is spliced from 6 exons. The record is from RefSeq and is a predicted model, not a curated record. Gene Ontology annotation, biological process: ubiquitin-dependent protein catabolic process; positive regulation of proteasomal ubiquitin-dependent protein catabolic process; protein polyubiquitination. Gene Ontology annotation, molecular function: ubiquitin conjugating enzyme binding; ubiquitin protein ligase activity; zinc ion binding. Lineage: Eukaryota; Metazoa; Chordata; Actinopteri; Salmoniformes; Salmonidae. Gene Ontology annotation, cellular component: cytoplasm; ubiquitin ligase complex. The coding region runs from base 74 to 1723 and encodes 549 amino acids.
UUUUGUUAGAGUCUGGACUGGAGUUGGAGGGGAAGCGACAACGUGUGCAUGGUCGGGGAGUUAUACCUUGGGAAUGGAAGAUGAACACAUUUCUCUCAAUGUUUACAAGUGUACAAUGCCUAGAUUUGUCAGCAGUUAUGACGAAGAGACAGUCUGCAAUCCACCAGAAGUGUUUGAUAAAGUUGAGACAUCAGGCACAGAUUUUAUUCAAGAUGCCUGGGAAACAAAGAUCCGAGUACAAGACGGGGCAUCGGAGACGCACAAACACAGACCUGAGAGAACGAGUUGUAAAGAAAAUGUUGAAGGAUACAGUUUCAGAAAACCGACUGCAGUGGAUAUUUUGAGGAAUUUCGGGACGACGAGAUCCCCCCCGAAUUCCAAUAACAAUUCAGCAGAUGACCAAAAAGAGCCAGAGGAUGCCGUGGUAGAAAUUGUUUUAAAUGAACGAACUGAUUGUGUGGACCUUGAAAAGUCAAGUGGUAGUGAAACGAAGGGUGGAGAAGAGCAAAUCGCAGAUCACACAGAGGGAUUAACGUCAUCCGAUUUGGAUGAAGUCGAUGUAACAGAUUCUGACGAAAUUUGUGAAAGUAGCAGGGCUGACGACGAUGUCGUACAGUUGAAGGAACAUGUUUACUGUACGGUAUACUGUAUUGCAAACGAUAACUACAGGAAACCGGCUGACAAUGCCGGAGAACACCAAUAUAAUGGGGCGAUAACUCCGUCAACAUCAAACGUCGCCACAGAGCCAUCCACGGAUUUGCAGCAGCAGAGCGAUUUGGAACUAGGCCACCCCUCUGUCCCGGAGCCAUACACCCUAUCGAACCUGAUUGAUCCUAGAACUCUGAACAACUUUUACAACGGGGAUUACAAUGUAUCAAUUGUCUUGACCUGUCGCAUCUGUCUGGACGACAAGCACAUAAAGCCGCUACAUUGUUGCAAGAAGGCUGUCUGCGAGGAAUGCCUGAAGAGAUACAUCAGUUCACAGGUCAGGGUGGGCAGAGCGGACAUCGUGUGCCCCAUCACGGAGUGCAGUGGUUACCUGGAGGAGAGCCUGGUGGUGUCCCACCUGGGCAGCGAGGAAGUGGCUAAAUACAAGUACUUCCUGGAGUUGAGCCGGGUCGACUCCAGCACCAAACCUUGUCCCCAGUGCAGCCAGUUCACCUCGCUGAAAGGACGCACCCCCAGCAAGGCAGACCACAAAUACAAGAUCCAGUGCACCAAGUGUCAGUUUGUGUGGUGUUUCAAGUGCCAAGCCCCAUGGCACGACGGUUUGAAGUGCCGGGACUACAGGAAGGGGGACAAGCUGCUGCGUCACUGGGCCAGCAUCAUCGAGCACGGCCAGAGGAACGCCCAGAAGUGCCCCCGCUGCAAAAUCCACAUCCAGAGGACGGAGGGCUGCGAUCACAUGAACUGCACCCAGUGCAGCACCAAUUUCUGCUAUCGCUGUGGGGAGAAGUACCGCCACCUGCGAUUCUUCGGGGAUCACACGUCCAACCUCAGCGUGUUCGGCUGCAAGUACCGCUACCUUCCUGAGAAGCCCCACCUCCGCCGGCUGGUCCGGGGGUCCGUGUGUGUAAGUAAAGUGGUGGUGGCCCCUGUUGUCAUAGUCCUGGUGAUGGUGGUUGGAGCUUUAUCCCUGGUCGUAGGCCUUGUGGCCUUCCCUAUCUACUACAUCUGUAAGAAGAGACGGAAGCGCACCCAGGGGACAGGCCGCUGGCUCUGAGCUGAGGACCAUGACAGUGUGGUCAGGACCCUGCUCCAGAGGUGUGGCCCAGCGAGUGGACACAGGGUUGGGGGAGGGGUCCUUCCAACACGCCCCACUAGUUUCUACCCCCAGCCUGAGAAGAACCAUGCUUUAGAGUGGGCUCCUCUCUCUGCUUUAUGUCCGCCACAAAACUGUCUGUGGCUCCUCCUCCAGCCUGUGGAUCUGAAGGCUCACAGAGCACGCAGAGCAGUCUACUACUGUUCCCUCCCACUAGUGACCAGGAUUGCUGAGGAAAGGCCAACUGACAGGCAGGUACAGCCUCUGGUAUCAAGAAGCCACUCAAUUUCUUUUAGAAAAGUUUGAGGUUAUUUAUUGAAUGGUUUUUAGUACUGUUGUUUGGUUUUGUUUUUUUGUCUGGGCUCAUAUAGCAUGGAUAGUGAAACAAAAACACAUUGGAUAGAAUGGGAAAGAGUCCCUCAAGGUGUGUGGGUGAGUUUAGCACCAUUCUAUUGGUUACGCGUACAGUAGAAUGCCUUUUGCGUACCCUGAGAACCUGCAAAUAUCAGGGAUUGUAUUGUGGUGCAUACAUAGAUAGUUACAUCACAUCAAACAAUUGAUUUCUCAUUGUUAAGGACCAAUCCCUAACGGUUUCCUGUAAGUGAGAUUCCGGCUCCAUUCAGCCGCUUCCGCCCCUGCCAACCUCGGAGUGCUGUGCCCACACACACACAUACACACACACACACACACACACACACACACUGGUAUUUGCAUCGUCAACUAAAUGCAUUUAAGUCUUUUUCAUUGUAGAAAACAAUGGGGACAGCACUGUUGAAAUAACUUCUGUUUGAUGCCUAGUAAUCAUUUAUCAAUAAUCUCAUCCAUACUUGCAAAGUAGGGUUUUUACCCUAUCUCUGUUUAACUAAGUGUUCCAUUGUCCUAAAUGAUCCAGACAAAUGUGGUCCAAUUUAACGAAUGGGAGAAGUCUUGAGUGUUCACAGACAAUAACCGAAAAGUGCUUCAUGUGCCGCAAUAUAUUUAUAUGUUUUGAAAAUGUACAUUGGAUACAUUUUCUGCCUCCUUCAAUGGUCAAAAUCAGAUGUUUUCUGUGAGAAUAGAUCUAAAAACACAUUUAAAACAUAUCUGUGGAGGGCGGACCAAUGGACAGACAGACCGUAAGAACCGUAAAUGAUCCAGAAGUCAUGGUUUUGUUAUUUACCUUGAGGAGCCUAUUUAAGGAACUCACUUUCAAACUCACUAGAUUGCUUGCAACAACCACUUUCCCAUAGUCUUCCAUUAUUUAAAUCUAGUUAAAGUGUCGUACAUGCUAUUUGUAUAUGAAUGUGUCCAUGAAGUUCAUACUAGUCAUGUCAGGGGUUUUUGUUCACAUCAAAUGUGUGGCUUGUAAUCCCGGUGUCUUGACAUCAUUAAUAAUUAACUAUCGUCCAUUCUCCAUUUUAAUAUAAAACACUGAUUACAAUAGGGAAUGGUAAUUAACCUAACACCAAGUCAAUUUGUGCACAACAUCAUCACAGGAAAAACAGUCGUGUUUGUAACACAGAUGACAAUCAAGUAUCUCUUAGACUUUAAAAAAAGUGGCCUUUGAUGUAAGUACCCUUUUGAAAGCCACACAAUAGACCUGGAGCUGUGCCAGGGGAAUGGUGGAUUUUAUGAAUCUUAAAAAGAUGUAACUUGGCAACAUUGGGCCUGUCCAACAUCUUCACCCCCUAUCCCCCCAAAUCCCCAACCUUCUCACUGUGGGCGCUGUAUAUAUCAGACAUUCAGCUCUGCAUUGAUUAUUAUUGUGUUAUUAAUGACACAGACUAUGAUGAUGAUGAUGAUGAUGAUGAUGAUGAUGAGAUCGAUGAAUGCUCGGUCACUACUUACCGUGUGGACUUCAGUUACCACAAUGUCAAACGUCAUGGACAGAAUUUGAACUCUUAUUAGGCUUUUGUAAUUGAUCUCAGGGAGCAUUCAGUUACCAUUCUCCACGGCUGUCUUUCCCUGCAUGCUCCUGUAGCUGCCACUGUACUCUGUGAUCAAAACCUGUCACACAUAUUGUUUGUUUUUACAUGGUUUUAAAGAUGUAUCUUACCUGACGCCAGAUAUAAUUUUGACAAUUUUUCUCACCAAGUCAUCACCUGGAUAAUACAGUUGAAGUCGGAAGUUUACAUACACUUAGGCUGGAGUCAUUAAAACUCAUUUUUCAACCACUCCACAAAUUGCUAUACAAACUAUAGUUUUGGCAAGUUGGUUAGGACAUCUACUUCG